AUGAACGACUGGAAAGCUCGGGCUGAUCAUUUGAGCAAGCAUUUCCGGGACGGAAAGAAGAUGCUGGAUUGGAGGGGUACGCAUGGUUUCGAGCCACAUGUCGCUUGCCAAGUCACCAACUCGAUGCCUCCUUUCCUGAUCGGUUCUGAGUCAAAGACACCAGUCCCUUUCUCUGCAACCAAGCCUGGACAUUCAGAGCUCCUGGCGCAAAUAAGUUCAAGAGCUGCUCUAAUCGACGUACCAAACAGCAGCAACAUCGUUGUGGCAGAUCCCUCCCCCUCUCCAGAUACGCGUCCGGUGGAAAACAACCAGCAGUUCAAGACAGCAUGGGAGAUUCUAACCUUUCACCUUGGCAGAUUUGCACAGGAAAAGAUCAAGGCAGGCGUCGUACCCACAGAUGAGAUGUUCCAGCAAGAAUCUCGUCGAUUGUGGUUUGACAGUGAUGAUCCAUGGAAUCAGACGUUCGCUGACGACACGCAAUGGAUGGAGAUCUUUCGACAAGAACAUGGUCUACACGAUGGUAACACUCCUGAUGCUGUAUAG
Aureobasidium uvarum is the source of this 543-nucleotide messenger RNA. NCBI's taxonomy places the organism in Eukaryota, Fungi, Ascomycota, Dothideomycetes, Dothideales, Saccotheciaceae. The record is from the annotation of a GenBank genome assembly.